AUGCAAAGUCUAUCUAGAGUAAUAACGAGUGAGCAAUGUGAUCCGGCCAGCAACCGGCGUCACUUGGGUUCCGGGCCCAGUGAUGUUAAAUCUGUUACCGAAGAAGAAGAAAAUCCUAAAUCUACGAAGUUCAAGCUUACCAGAAAGAAGAAUGAAUGCAUUAAAAUAGCGACGUGGAAUGUACGGAGCCUCAAGAAAGAAGGUAAAUUAGAGAACACAAUACAAGAAAUGACUAGAAUGAAGCUUGAUAUAUUGGGUCUCAGUGAAAUUAAAUACCCGGAUAAUGGUUUUGUAAGUACAGACGAGGCUACCUUAUACUACUCGGGCAACCCGGCAUCAGAUAAAAAGCAUCACCACGGCGUCGGGAUUCUGGUUAAAAACGAGCUGACAAAAUAUAUUACCAACUUCCUGCCCUUUUCAGAAAGAUGCAUGUUACUACAAAUCAGUGGUCAACCUUUCAACAUCAGCUUAAUACAGGCGUAUGCACCAACUGCAGAUAAGAACGACGAGACUAUAGAGGAGUUUUACAGACAACUAGAGGAAAUAAUUAAAAGUAUAAAGUCACAAGACUUAGUAAUAAUUUUAGGAGAUUUUAACGCUAAAGUGGGGAAAGGGACAGUGGGAAAAGUGGUAGGAGAUUUUGGUUUGGGAAAUAGAAAUGUUAGAGGAGACAGAUUAAUACAGUUUUGCGAGGAAAAAGAAUUUAUAAUCACAAACACAUGGUAUCAACACCCACCACGAAGACUAUACACAUGGAUCUCGCCUAAAGAUAACUCUGAAAAAAUUGUUAGAAAUCAAAUAGAUUACAUAUUAGUACCCUCAAGAUUCCGAAACUCGGUUAUUAAUGUUAAGACAUAUCCUGGAGCAGAUGUAGGAUCUGAUCACAAUCCUGUAGUAGCCAAACUCAAGUUAAAAUUAAAGCAAGUAAAAAAACCAGCGCAAAAUAGAGUUAAUUUUGAUCUAAAUAAGCUUAAAAAUGAAGAUACAAAGAAUAAAACCAAGGGUUACUUAAACAACGAAAUAUAUAAAAUGGUUUCUACCGAUUCGGAAUUCCAGCAACAAGAAGUUGAAUCUCAUUGGGAAAAAUUGAAAAGUAUAAUUCUGAAUACGGCUGAAACACAGCUGGGAUACUCUAAGAAACCUAAAAGUAAUAAUGAAUGGAUCACAGAUGAUAUAUUGAAUUUAAUGAAAGAAAGGAAAGAGUAUAAAGAUACAAAUAAGAAGAAAUAUAAAGAGUUGGAUAACAUAAUAAGAAACAAAAUUAGGAAAGAAAGAGAUUCAUACCUACAAAAUAAAUGCGAUGAAAUAGAAAAGCUGGAUGCUAAACAUGAUAGUCUUAACCUACACAAAAAAAUAAAAGACUUCACUAAAACUAACAGAAAACAUAUUAUUAGCAAACUAUAUGAUGAUCAGCAUAACUUAGUAAUAGACAAAGAUGAACAGGGCAGAACAUGGGAACAAUAUAUAGAAAAACUAUUUUAUGACAACAGAUCGAAUGUCCACAGGGAAAACACCGAGAACGUCGCGGAGGGACCGCCAAUUAUUAAAUCAGAAGUUUUGAAGGCCAUUAAGAGCCUAAAAGACGGAAAAGCAGUGGGGCCCGAUGGUGUAUUUGCCGAAUUGCUUAAAUUAUUAGAUGAUAAUAACGUAAUGGUGAUGUCCUACGUCACCACAGAGAUGCAAAGGGCCUUCUCAAGCUCGCGCCAUGCCUUCCUAUCUUCAGCUACCCUCAUGGCCUCGCUCUAG
Messenger RNA from Leguminivora glycinivorella, 1746 nucleotides. RefSeq lists its product as uncharacterized. The transcript has 2 exons. The record is from RefSeq and is a predicted model, not a curated record. Gene Ontology annotation, biological process: chromatin remodeling. Gene Ontology annotation, cellular component: nucleus. NCBI's taxonomy places the organism in Eukaryota, Metazoa, Arthropoda, Insecta, Lepidoptera, Tortricidae. Gene Ontology annotation, molecular function: catalytic activity. The coding region runs from base 1 to 1746 and encodes 581 amino acids.